Selaginella moellendorffii is the source of this 2845-nucleotide messenger RNA. Its product is annotated as auxin efflux carrier component 4. Gene Ontology annotation, cellular component: endoplasmic reticulum; plasma membrane. Gene Ontology annotation, biological process: auxin polar transport; auxin export across the plasma membrane. NCBI's taxonomy places the organism in Eukaryota, Viridiplantae, Streptophyta, Lycopodiopsida, Selaginellales, Selaginellaceae. Bases 646 to 2652 code for a protein of 668 amino acids. The record is from RefSeq and is a predicted model, not a curated record. Gene Ontology annotation, molecular function: auxin efflux transmembrane transporter activity. The transcript is spliced from 7 exons.
UGGGACACUGAGGAAAGAAAGAGAGAGAAGGGCUCUUUCUUCUUCUUCUACUCCAUUCUCUCGAGGAAGGAAUUCUUCUUCUCACUCCCCUCUCUCUUUCUUUCCGGUUUUGGGGUUUUCGAUCGAGACGGAGCAUCGAUUGGAUCAAUCGGCGCGAGCAUGCGAAUGCGCAUGCAGCAGCGGCGGCGAGCGAUUCGGCAGCGGCGAAUGCGAAUGCGGCAGGACGAGCAGCAGCAGCAGCAUUGCCUGGGCUCUCAACCUCUUCUCGGAUUUGUAAGCGAGCGCGCAGGGAGCGAGCUAGGAUCGCAAGAUAGAGGGAGCUCGCGAUUGGUCGAUCGCUGGAUGCUUUAAGGCCAGUGCCUGGAUCGUCUGGGAGAGUGACAGAUCAGGGCAGCCACCCCCGGCGCUCGAUCGAGCAUCAAGAGCAUUGAUUGAGCGGCGUAAAGAGAAUGCCGCGGCACCGUUGAGUGUUCUUGGGAGGCAUUUAAGAGAAGAACUGGCAUAGCAGCGCGCGAUGCUAGAGCUCGCAACGAAUUCAUCAAAGGAAUGACGAGCGUACCUGGUCCGUAGAAAAGCUGUUUGAUCGAUCGAGCCGCGGAAGAAAAGGAGGAGUUCCAGCUCCACGAACACGGAGGAGGAGCAAAGAUGAUAAGUCUCCAUGAUCUCUACACCGUGCUGAGCGCCGUGGUGCCACUCUACGUCGCGAUGAUCCUGGCCUACGGCUCGGUGAGGUGGUGGGGGAUCCUCACGCCGGAGCAGUGCGGCGGGAUCAAUCGCUUCGUCGCCAUCUUCGCGGUGCCGCUGCUCUCGUUCGAGAUCGUCAGCAGCAACAACCCCUACGCCAUGAAUCUCAAGUUCAUCGCCGCCGACAUCGUCCAGAAGCUCGCAAUUCUCGCCGCGCUCGCGCUCUGGGUCAAGUUGUCGCGCCACGGCAGCCUCGAGUGGCUCAUCACCUUGUUCAUGCUCGCCACGCUUCCAAACACGCUGGUGAUGGGAAUUCCACUCCUGGCAGCCAUGUAUGGAGCCAAGCCCGGUGGAUUGAUCGUCCAGGCGGUGGUGCUCCAGUGCGUCAUCUGGUACACCUUUCUACUCUUCCUCUACGAGUACCGCAGCGCGAAGUUGCUCAUCCAAGAACAGUUCCCCGACACCGCCGGAUCCAUCAUCUCGUUCAAGAUCGAGUCGGACGUGGUUUCGCUCGACGGCCGCGAGCCGCUCCAGACCGACGCCGAGGUGGGCGACGAUGGAAAGAUUCACGUCACCGUGAGGAAGUCGGUGUCCUCGCACCACUCCAUGCUCUCGCCGAGGAGAUCCGUGGGUCUCAGAUCCAUGCCGUCGUCCAAAGCGCUCACACCCCGGCCCUCCAACCUCACCGGAGCGGAGAUUUACUCGAUGCAUUCGUCGCGGAACUUGACUCCGAGAGAGUCGAGCUUCAACCGGAAUGACUUCUACUCGCUCAUGAGCUUCACCAACAUCCCACCACCGCGGCAGUCGAAUUUCACCAACACGGAUGUCUACUCGCUCCACUCGUCGCGCGGUCCGACGCCGAGAACCUCCAACUUCAACGAGGAGAACUCGCGAGCUCUCAACAAUGCCGCCGCCGCCUCGCCGUCACCUCGCUUCCCGCUCUACAACAGCAGCAGCUCCAUCUUUCCAAAGCCCGGCGAUGGCGGCUUUGGAUUCUCUCCAAAGCAUCACCACGGAGGAGAACUCCGCGCUUCUCCAAAGCUCGUCCACAACAACAGGUCGGCGGUAGCGGCCGAGGAUCCAAACGCCAAAGAUCUCCACAUGUUCGUGUGGAGCUCCAGCGCCUCGCCAGUCUCGGAAGCUCAUCCGCAGCACCAGCAGCAGCAACACGGUGGUGUUCUUGGUGGCUAUGGUGGAACUUCGGACUAUACUGCCACCACCACCACGAACAACAACAUUAAUGGAGGAGACUUGAAAGAGAGACUAUCGCCACUCGCUCAUCAAUCCGUUCCGGGCCGACAGUAUGACGAGUACGAUCGAGACGACUUUAGUUUUGGCAACAGGCCGAGCUUCCGCGGGGAUGAAUCCAUGAUCGCGGAUAAAGAGGGGCCAAGCCUCACCAAGAUUGGAUCCAGCUCCACGGCGGAGCUGGCUCCGAAAGACGGCGACAACAAGGCCGAGAUGCCUCCGGCUCGGAUUAUGACGAGGGUGAUACUGAGCAUGGUGUGGCGAAAGCUUGUUCGCAAUCCCAACACUUACUCGAGCUUGAUUGGAGUUAUCUGGGCUCUCAUCUCGUUCAAGUGGCACAUCGAAAUGCCUGUGAUCGUCGACAAGUCCAUCACAAUUCUCUCCAGAGCUGGCCUGGGGAUGGCUAUGUUCAGCUUGGGACUUUUCAUGGCUCUCCAGAAGAGACUUUUGGCGUGUGGAACUUCUCUGGCGAUCUACGGCAUGGUGGUGCGAUUUCUCACCGGCCCGGCGGUCAUGGCGGCCGCGUCCAUCGCCUGUGGACUCCGGAGUGUGGAGCUCAAAGUCUCCAUCGUCCAGGCCGCACUGCCUCAAGGAAUCGUGCCUUUUGUUUUCGCCAAGGAGUAUAAUGUCCAUCCCGACAUUUUGAGCACCGCGGUCAUCUUCGGCAUGCUCGUGUCAUUUCCAAUCACUCUCUUGUAUUACGUGCUCUUGGGUCUGUAGUGCUUCGUGGAUUUUCUAUCUUGGAGAGAGAGAGAGAGAGAGAGAGAGAGAGAGAGAGUGGCAAACAAGAGGAUAUUUGAGAGGAAGAGCUGAGAAAUGGAGAUACGGCGAGCAUGGAAGCUUUCUUUCUAGCUCUAAUCCUAUGUAGAAGAACAAAGCUUUCGAUUUUAUAAAAACAGAGGUUUCUCGAAAA